This is a messenger RNA of Abrus precatorius (Indian licorice), 2042 nucleotides long. RefSeq names its product protein HOTHEAD-like. The coding region runs from base 199 to 1968 and encodes 589 amino acids. The record is from RefSeq and is a predicted model, not a curated record. The transcript is spliced from 6 exons. NCBI's taxonomy places the organism in Eukaryota, Viridiplantae, Streptophyta, Magnoliopsida, Fabales, Fabaceae. Gene Ontology annotation, molecular function: flavin adenine dinucleotide binding; oxidoreductase activity, acting on CH-OH group of donors.
UAUAUGUUUUUAAUGUAAAUUUAGUUCUUCAAUUCUCAUAUUAAUUAUUAGAUUAUUUCACGGUAAUCUUGACACGGUAAGGUUGUAUUUUACAUAUUUAUAUGAUGUACACACAAAACAAGGCCAACCAGAGGCAGCCACUUAUAGGUUGGGAAGAAGCAAAGUUGAGUGAGUGCUUUUUCUGGCCUGGGAGAUUCCAUGGCUUCAGUUGGUGCAGUCAAAUUCUUCUUGUGCUUAGCUCUAUGGCUCUGGAACUUUCUACCUCCUUGUCAAGGUGAGGAAAAAUGGCAUGAAAAUAGAUACCCUUUUAUCAGAAAUGCAAGCUCAUUCUCAUCACCAUCAAUUUCAACUACCACCACUAGUAAUACCUAUGACUACAUAAUAGUGGGAGGUGGCACUGCAGGGUGUCCUUUGGCUGCAACCCUUUCACAGAACUUCAGUGUUCUGGUGCUUGAAAGAGGGGGUGCACCUUUCACCAAUCCCAAUGUUUCAUUUCUAGAGAAUUUCCACAUUACCUUAGCAGAUAUUUCACCAACUUCAGCUUCUCAAUAUUUCAUUUCAACUGAUGGAGUCUACAAUGCAAGGGCAAGAGUCUUGGGAGGUGGCAGUUCUAUCAAUGCUGGCUUCUACACUAGAGCAAACCCAAGAUUUAUAAAGAAGGUGGGGUGGGAUACUAAGCUAGUAAAUGAGUCAUACCCUUGGAUUGAGAAGCAAAUUGUUCACCGUCCAACAUUUUCAGCUUAUCAAAGAGCAGUGAGGGACAGUCUUCUAGAUUCUGGUGUGUCACCUUUUAAUGGUUUCACAUAUGACCAUAUCUAUGGAACCAAGGUUGGUGGAACCAUCUUUGACAGAUUUGGCCGCCGCCACACGGCUGCUGAACUGCUUGCUUCAGGGAACCGUGACAAACUCACUGUUUUGAUCUAUGCUACUGUCCAAAAGAUUGUUUUUGAUACAAGAGGAAAAAGACCAAAAGCUGUGGGGGUUAUAUUCAAGGAUGAAAAUGGGAGGCAGCAUAAGGCCAUUUUGGCAAAUGAUAGGCACAGUGAAGUGAUAAUGUCUAGUGGGGCAAUUGGGACUCCUCACAUGUUAAUGCUUAGUGGAAUUGGGCCCAAAUCAGAACUCCAAAAAUUGAACAUCCCAGUGGUCCUUGACAACCCAUUUGUUGGGAAGGGAAUGGUGGACAAUCCAAUGAACACAAUUUUUGUUCCUUCUAAUAGACCAAUUCAUCAAUCACUCAUAGAAACUGUGGGUAUCACCAAGAUGGGUGUCUACAUUGAGGCUAGCAGCGGGUUCAGUCAGUCUAAUGAUAGCAUUCACUGUCACCAUGGUAUCUUGUCAGCUGAGAUUGGGCAACUGUCCACAAUCCCUCCCAAACAAAGAUCACCAGAAGCUGUUCAAGCUUUUAUCAAGAACAAGCGAGACAUACCCGUUGAAGCAUUCAGGGGAGGCUUUAUUCUGUCAAAAGUUGCCAAUCCUUGGUCAGUAGGUGAGCUCAAAUUGAUCAACACCAAUGUGGAUGACAACCCUGCUAUUACCUUCAACUACUUCAGUCAUCCAUAUGAUCUUCAACGCUGUGUUAAGGGGAUUCGUUUAGCAAUUAAGGUUGUCCAAUCGGAACACUUCACAAACUACACUUUGUGUAGCAGGAAAACCAACGAGAAACUGCUUAACCUCACUGUCAAGGCUAAUGUCAACUUCAUACCAAAGCAUCCUAAUGACACAAAGUCAAUAGAGCAGUUCUGCAAAGACACUGUGAUCACAAUUUGGCACUAUCAUGGAGGGUGCCAUGUGGGGAAGGUGGUUAGCCCUGAUUAUAAGGUUCUUGGUGUUGAUAGACUUCGUGUGGUAGAUGGCUCAACAUUUAAUGAAUCACCAGGAACAAAUCCUCAAGCCACUGUGAUGAUGAUGGGCAGAUACAUGGGACUGAAGAUUUUGAAAGAUAGGUUGGGGAAAUUGGCUGGUAUAUAAGGAGGAAUGUCUUGUGUGAAGAUCAUAUGAAAUCCAAGAAAAAGAAAAUAAAAAGAUGUGUAAUAUGAAGAUAA